This is a messenger RNA of Fulvia fulva, 375 nucleotides long. RefSeq lists its product as uncharacterized. The coding region runs from base 1 to 375 and encodes 124 amino acids. The transcript has 2 exons. The record is from RefSeq and is a predicted model, not a curated record. NCBI's taxonomy places the organism in Eukaryota, Fungi, Ascomycota, Dothideomycetes, Mycosphaerellales, Mycosphaerellaceae.
AUGACCGCACCACCGCAGGAGAUCGUGCUAGCAUACCGCCACCUCUACCAGCACCUUCUCAGAGCUGUGCAAUACUCGAAGCCGGCUCGCUACAUCGUUCGAGACCAGCUCAGGAAUGCCUUUCGAAGACCAGCCCCCGAGCAAUACGACAAGGCAGUCAUCUGCAACACUCUGCUAUUCCUGGACAAUGCCGCAAAGAGUAGAGGCCCGGAGCACAUCAUCUUGAAGAAUCUGGUUCAUGUGCAAUGGGGCCGACGGCAGCUUAAAGCCAUAGAUGGUCGCAAAGCCGACAUGGCCAUUCGACGAAAGGCGUACGUGCAGUUCGAUCGCACAGUCGAAAGUCUAAACGCUACUAUGGGUAUAUGCCUCAACUGA